GUCAGUGUGAAAAGUCAUAGUAACUUGAAAGAUGUUACGUACGUCAGUAUUUCUGUGUCUCAUUCUCCAAGUGCUAGGGAAGUACCUAGCUUUUCCUGACACACAAGCUGCGACCGACGAAUGGUGGAGGAAUACAUUCGUCUAUCAAAUUUAUCCGCGAAGUUUUAAAGAUAGUAACGGUGAUGGAGUUGGCGACUUAAUUGGAAUUACAAACAAGCUUGAGCAUCUUGCUGAUUUGAACAUCAGUGCAUUAUGGCUGUCACCAAUCUACACCAGCCCUAUGGUAGACUUUGGAUACGACAUUGCCAACUUUACUGAUAUCGAUCCCACUUUUGGCACACUUUCUGACUUCACGAAACUCGUAUCAAAAGCUAAAUCUCUCGGGCUUAAAGUUGUUCUUGACUUUGUACCAAAUCACAGUUCUGACAAACAUGUAUGGUUUCAAAAAAGUGUUCAAAGGAUUAAACCUUACGAUGAAUAUUAUGUAUGGAAGGAUGCUAAGAUCAUUAAUGGAACAAGACACCCACCAAAUAAUUGGCUGAGUAUUUUUCAAGGAUCAGCUUGGCAAUGGAAUGAACAACGUAAACAGUACUAUCUUCAUCAAUUUGCUGUUGGACAACCCGAUCUCAAUUAUCGAAGUGCUGCUCUGAAUGAAGAGAUGAAGAAUGUUUUGAGAUUCUGGCUUAAUCGUGGAGUUGAUGGAUUCAGAAUUGACACAAUACCUAAUUUAGUUGAAGACGCUAGAUUUUUAGAUGAACCUAAAAUUCCAAAUACUGGUCUCCCAGAUACUGAUCCUGGAACUCUGAGACAUAUCUACACAGCAGACCAAAAUGAGACUUAUGAUGUGUUGAAAUCAUGGAGAGCAGUUCUCGAUGCUACAGGUGGAUCGAAAAAAAUCUUUUUGACUGAAGCCUAUACCAGUAUGAAUUAUUUGAUGAAGUAUUAUCAAUAUGGAUCAAAUGUACCAUUCAACUUCAUGUAUAUAGCAACUCUAAACAACCGUUCUAGUGCAUUAGAUUUUAAAUUCACUAUGGAUCAAUAUUUAAAUAACAUUCCUCCUGGAUUUUCUGCCAACUGGGUUGUAGGAAAUCAUGAUAACCACCGAGUGGCAUGGCGGUUUGGGGAAAAAAGAGCAGAUCAACUGACAAUGAUUGCUAGUGUAAUGCCUGGUAUUGGUGUUUUAUAUAACGGUGAUGAAAUUGGUAUGAUUGAUCGACCUAUGAGCUGGAAAGAAACGGUAGAUCCAGCAGGUUGUAAUGCUGGACCAAGCAGAUAUAACAUUACAUCACGAGAUCCUGCUAGAACUCCAUUCCAAUGGGAUAGUACCACAAGUGCUGGUUUUUCUACGAGUAAUAAAACAUGGCUUCCUGUUCACUCCAAUUACAAAACUCUCAACUUGGCAGCCCAAAAAAUGGACGCAUUGUCUCAUUAUUCUGUUACGAAGAAAUUAAUUGCACUCAAGAGAAACCCUGUCGUUCAAAACGGUUCCACCCAGAUUAUCCUCGUGGGAGAAAAUGUUCUUGGUGUCGUCAGGAGAUUGCCUGGUCUUUCUCCAGUUGUUUUGCUCAUCAAUUUUAGUGAUAAACCUUCAACUGUUGAUGCUGCUGCUUGGAUGAAUAUCCCUGAAAAAUUAAACGUCUACGCAGGAAGUGUUGGCUCCAAUAUUAAACCAAACACUGUUAUGAGCACUCAUCCUAUCACACUUCCAGGUGCUGCUUCUGUUGUUUUAGUUUGAUUGAUUAUAAUUGAUCUUUGGAUCUUUCCCAUUUUUACGAUAGUUAAAUGUAUGUUUUUAUUUUAAUGCUCAUGAUGAUUAGUACCUAAUAAAUUCAAUAGAAAUAAAUAGAUUCAAAUAAACUAAUUUGAUGAAGAACAAAAA
This is a messenger RNA of Chelonus insularis, 1879 nucleotides long. RefSeq names its product alpha-glucosidase-like. Gene Ontology annotation, biological process: carbohydrate metabolic process. Lineage: Eukaryota; Metazoa; Arthropoda; Insecta; Hymenoptera; Braconidae. Bases 32 to 1735 code for a protein of 567 amino acids. The transcript has a single exon. The record is from RefSeq and is a predicted model, not a curated record.